CUCUAGGCGCCUACCCCGGCCUCUCUUGGCUGGCCUGGCCUCUCCGCCCUCCUUGGCAUCAAGUUGGACUUGCGACCCACCAACCACCAGAAUGCAUUCUAAGCCGCACCCGACUGCACCUGCAGCUUUCAGGGAGACGGGUAUACAUAACUCCAUCAGCUUUGAAAAAGGACUAGACUGCUACUGUCACAAUGGGCGGGGCGCGAGGCCACACCCCCCGGCUUGCCCAGGAGAGCAGCGGGUGCGAGGCCCUCAGGCAGCUCUGGUGGACUGAGCUGCUUGGGCCAUGGCCGCUGCACAGCCCCGGCUUCCCGCAGGGGCCGCCAUGGUCCGGCGCUUGGCCCGGGGUUGCUGGUCCGCGUUCUGGGACUACGAGACGCCCAAGGUGAUCGUGGUGCGGAACCGGCGCCUGGGGUUCGUGCACCGCAUGGUGCAGUUGCUCAUCCUGCUUUACUUCGUGUGGGUUGCCUCCGGAGCCGGCACCGCCCUGUCCCGCAGGUACGUGUUCAUCGUGCAGAAAAGCUACCAGGACAGCGAGACAGGUCCGGAGAGCUCCAUCAUCACCAAAGUCAAGGGGAUCACCAUAUCGGAGCACAAAGUGUGGGACGUUGAGGAAUACGUAAAGCCCCCGGAGGGGGGCAGUGUGGUCAGCAUCAUCACCAGGAUCGAGGUCACCCCUUCCCAGACCCUGGGAACAUGCCCAGAGAGCAUGAAGGUGCACAGUUCCACCUGCCAUUCAGAUGACGACUGCAUCGCCGGGCAGCUGGACAUGCAAGGCAAUGGGAUUCGGACAGGGCACUGUGUACCCUAUUACCAUGGGGACUCCAAGACCUGCGAGGUGUCAGCCUGGUGCCCGGUGGAAGACGGAACUUCGGACAACCACUUUCUGGGUAAAAUGGCACCAAAUUUCACCAUCCUCAUCAAGAACAACAUCCACUACCCCAAGUUCAAGUUCUCCAAGGGCAACAUCGCAAGCCAGAAGAUAGACUACCUGAAGCACUGCACGUUUGAUGAGGACUCUGACCCAUACUGUCCCAUCUUCAAGCUAGGCUUCAUUGUAGAGCAGGCAGGGGAGAACUUCACAGAACUGGCACACAAGGGUGGUGUCAUUGGCGUCAUCAUCAACUGGGACUGUGACCUGGACUUGUCUGAAUCAGAGUGCAACCCCAAAUACUCUUUCCGGAGGCUUGACCCCAAGUAUGACCCUGCUUCCUCAGGCUACAACUUCAGGUUUGCCAAGUAUUACAAGAUAAACGGCACCACCACCAGUCGAACUCUCAUCAAAGCCUAUGGGAUCCGAAUCGAUGUUAUCGUGCAUGGGCAGGCAGGAAAAUUCAGUCUCAUUCCUACCAUCAUCAAUCUGGCCACUGCUCUGACCUCCAUCGGGGUGGGCUCCUUUCUGUGUGACUGGAUUUUGCUAACAUUCAUGAACAAAAACAAGCUCUAUAGCCAUAAGAAGUUCGACAAGGUGCGUACUCCAAGGCAUACCUCAACUAGCUGGCCUGUGACCCUUGCCCUUGUCUUGGGCCAGGUCCCUCCCCCACCUAGUCACUACUCCCAGGAUCAGCCGCCUAGCCCUCCAUCAGGUGGAGGGCCAACUUUGGGAGAAGGGGCAAAGCUACCACUGGCUGUCCAGCUUCCUCGGCCUUGUUCCAUCUCUGCUCUGACUGAGCAGGUGGUGGACACUCUUGACCAGCAUGUGGGACAAAGGCUUCCUGUCCCUGAGCCCGCCCAACAGGACCCCACAUCCACGGACCCCAAAGGUUUGGCUCAACUCUGAUCUCAGCCUCACUAAGCCGCAGACCUGGAUCUGGAGGGCAGGGAUGGCCUCAGCUGCUUUGGCAGCCCUAGGGAGGAUCUGCACUCUGCAGUAGCCAAGCAUGUCUAUGUGACUGGGAAACAAGAGACGCCUGUGCAAGAGGACAGAGCCUUGCUCUGGCCCAGGCUUACAUUCUUCCUCUCCCUAAGGCUUAGGGGAGAACUGGGUUUUUGCCAUCUCCUUUACCAACGAAACUCCUCAUAGGGCCCCUUAGCCCCCUUCCUUGACCACCUGUCAUACUUUUGUACAGCCUUCUGGGACCCAAAAUCAGAGCUAAGUCCUUCUGUUGUAUAAUUCUAAGCCCUCCUUUAGAAGUCAUACUAUGCUGAGACCAAUAAACCAGUGAUGAGAAGCU
Messenger RNA from Peromyscus californicus insignis, 2174 nucleotides. It is a transcript of the gene P2rx2, whose product is annotated as purinergic receptor P2X 2. The transcript is spliced from 11 exons. Gene Ontology annotation, molecular function: ATP binding; extracellularly ATP-gated monoatomic cation channel activity; purinergic nucleotide receptor activity. The coding region runs from base 287 to 1780 and encodes 497 amino acids. Lineage: Eukaryota; Metazoa; Chordata; Mammalia; Rodentia; Cricetidae. The record is from RefSeq and is a predicted model, not a curated record. Gene Ontology annotation, biological process: monoatomic cation transmembrane transport; response to ATP. Gene Ontology annotation, cellular component: plasma membrane; nuclear inner membrane.